UCGGCGCCCCGCCCCUCUCUCCGACCCUCGGUUGGCAGUCCAGCGCCGCCUGCGCCCGGAGCGCUGGCUCCGCCGGCGCCGAGAAAUGGACCAAUUUUGACAAGAUGUAGUGCUGCAGCGUGCCUGAUGGGAUAUAUUCAGUCAUGGCAUCUGAACUUUGUAAGACGAUCUCUGUGGCAAGGCUGGAAAAGCACAAGAAUUUGUUCUUAAAUUACAGGAAUCUGCACCAUUUUCCAUUGGAGUUACUGAAAGAUGAGGGACUACAGUACUUGGAGAGGCUCUAUAUGAAAAGGAACUCCCUGACAACCUUGCCAGAAAACCUUGCUCAGAAGCUUCCAAACCUUGUGGAACUAUACCUUCACUCAAAUAACAUAGUUGUGGUGCCAGAAGCCAUUGGAUCUCUCGUAAAACUCCAAUGUUUGGAUCUUAGUGACAAUGCCUUAGAAAUUGUUUGCCCAGAAAUUGGUCGUCUGAGAGCUUUACGUCAUCUUCGAUUAGCUAAUAACCAACUGCAAUUCCUACCUCCAGAGGUUGGCGAUUUGAAGGAGCUGCAGACACUAGACAUUUCUACCAAUCGUUUGCUAACUUUACCCGAGAGGCUUCACCUGUGCCUUUCUCUGCAGUACCUCACUGUGGACCGAAAUCGUCUAUGGUGUGUGCCCCGUCAUCUCUGCCAGCUGCCCAGCCUCAAUGAGCUCUCCAUGGCUGGAAACCGUCUUGCGUUUUUGCCACUUGAUUUAGGUCGAUCUCGAGAACUACAAUACGUAUACGUGGAUAACAACAUUCACCUGAAAGGCUUGCCAUCCUAUCUGUACAAUAAAGUCGUCGGGUGCAGUGGCUGUGGUGCUCCCAUUCAAGUUUCUGAGGUGAAGCUGCUUUCCUUUUCAUCGGGGCAACUAACCGUCUUCCUCCCUGCUGAGGUGAAGGCCAUAGGGACAGAGAAUGAUCGCGUCCUGCCUCUGCAAGAGCUGGCCAUGAGGAGUCUACAUCACACAUACCAUACUUUCCUUAAAGAUUUGAACUUUCUGUCUCCGAUCUCGUUACCCAGAAGUCUCCUGGAGCUGCUGCACUGCCCCCUGGGACACUGUCACCGGUGUAGUGAGCCCAUGUUUACAAUUGUCUACCCCAAGCUCUUCCCCUUGAGAGAGACGCCGAUGGCAGGCCUGCACCAGGGGUAAUCAUGCCUAAGUGGGCACCAGGGCUUACACCUGGGAGAGGGGUGGAGGCCAUGCAGGGAAGUAUUGUUAAGUCAGCAGCUCUCAAGGUGCCCAGAGUGCUUCCUGAGAUACAGCUGAAGGAAACAAAAGCACAUUCUCAGCAUCACAAGAAAACUGGACUUCCCUCUAUUACUUUUUUGGCCGUGUACAGAAGAGUUUUAUUGCAUAUGUUCUUUAGAGUAGCUCAUUCUUUGCCAGGAGCCUUUUCCUGCUAUUCCGCUAUUCACAAUAGUCUUUAGGCAAUAAGGAAUGUCAGAACAAAAUAUUUGUUAUAUAAUGGGACCAGCCCAGCCUUUCUAUUUAAUUGGCGUUGCUAACUGAAAGUACAUGGCUGAACAUUGUGUGUGUGCGUGUGUGUGUGUAUGUGUUUCUGUUUUGAAUUUCUAACACUUCCAAAUGCCAUUCUCUUGCCACUCUCUAUUUAUUGGCGCAGUGCCUUGAAUUUGCUAAGAAUGUUCACCAAGCAAAAACCCCUAAACUGGUGGUUUAAAAAAAGAAAACCAGACAAUUAAAAUUAGGACAUCAAAUGAAAAAUCCCCCAUUAACACAACCUUAGCAUAUAGAUAUUCUAAAUUUAGGAUUUUCUAAAUUCACGUUUUUCAAAGUUAAAAAAAAAAGAGAAAGUACUAGAACGCCUCAUUUAUCCAUCCAGUGGUAUUUUGGGUUAGUAAGUUUUUCAGAGAACUUGUUACCCCCUAUUGAGUGCCAAGAAGCAUUUACUUUGUAAGCAUUUCUGUAGAAAGAGAGCGAGCCUGGGCGGGGUGCUGAAACUCUCUGAGCCUCAGACUGGAGAGAGAACAUCGUGCUGGGUGGGGCUGUCAUGAGGAUGAGCAGAUGAUGAAGGUAAAGGCUCUUCAACAAGUGGUAGUUACCUUUACCAGCGGUGUACCCACUCCCUCGCACAACUGCACUUUUCUCUUACCCCGAAUAAUCCUGUUUUGUUAUACUUCCGGUUCCUGUUUCCACUUUCUGUAUUUUUAACGUUUUUUGCUUCGUUGUGCCUGCCCACAAGAAGCCUUCCUCCAAACCUUUCUAAAUUUGCUACUUCCAAUCCGAAGUGAUCACAUCACCAAAUUUAGUGGGAUUCCGUUUAGAUUGGAGUUAAAAGGACUGAGUCAGAGUCUGCGUGUAUUACUUCCUACACGAAUAAAAUUAACAAAUGAAAUAGCCACAGUGGAGGAGAGCCAUAGUUGCAUAGGGGCAGGUGCCCGGGCCCUGACUCCAGCUCCUCCGCCCGGAGACCUUGAGCAGAGGACGUAAAAUCUCUAAGCUUCAACUUUUCAUUAAUAAGAUGAGCAUAGGGGCGCCUGGGUGGCGCAGUCGGUUAAGCGUCCGACUUCAGCCAGGUCACGAUCUCGCGGUCCGUGGGUUCGAGCCCCGCGUCGGGCUCUGGGCUGAUGGCUCAGAGCCUGGAGCCUGUUUCUGAUUCUGUGUCUCCCUCUCUCUCUGCCCCUCCCCCGUUCAUGCUCUGUCUCUCUCUGUCCCAAAAAUAAAAUAAACGUUG
Molecule: messenger RNA, 2721 nt
Organism: Lynx canadensis (Canada lynx)
Lineage: Eukaryota; Metazoa; Chordata; Mammalia; Carnivora; Felidae
Gene: LRRC28
Product: leucine rich repeat containing 28
Exons: 9
Coding region: 144-1178 (344 amino acids)
Molecular function (GO): protein binding
Source: RefSeq, a predicted model, not a curated record